Messenger RNA from Malurus melanocephalus (red-backed fairy wren), 2417 nucleotides. Its product is annotated as polymeric immunoglobulin receptor-like. The record is from RefSeq and is a predicted model, not a curated record. Gene Ontology annotation, cellular component: plasma membrane. NCBI's taxonomy places the organism in Eukaryota, Metazoa, Chordata, Aves, Passeriformes, Maluridae. Bases 55 to 2013 code for a protein of 652 amino acids. Gene Ontology annotation, molecular function: transmembrane signaling receptor activity. The transcript has 11 exons.
GUGCCACAGGGACACGGGACAGGGACACGGGACAGGAGGGACCGGGGUCACCCGAUGGAGAAUAAAGAAGUGCCCGGCACUGAGAGGAGCCUGGAGUGGAAUGCAAGAAAAAUGACUUUACUGGCGCUCAUCCUCCUGCUCGCCUUGCUCCCAGCUGAAGCUGUGAGAAGCAGACACCCCCCCAAGGCAUCCAUCUCCAGCCCCGUGUUCGGCCCACGGCAGGUCCACGGCGUGCUCGGCGGAUCCGUCACCGUGCGGUGUUUUUAUCCGCCCACACCAACCAACAAACAGGACAGGAAAUACUUUUGCAAAAUGUUGGGCUCCAUCUGCGACACGGUGGUGACCACGAGCUUCGUCAAGCCCCAGUACCAGGGCAAAGUGUCCCUCACUGACCACCCCRACGCCGAGAGCUUCCAGGUCAACAUCUCGGCGCUGGUGCCGGACGACGCUGGCACCUACCAGUGCGGGAUUGGGGUCAACGGCCGAGGGCUGUCCCACCAAGUCAUUCUCAGUGUUGCUGAAGCCCCGCCCGUCCCUGAGCCUGCCGAGCUCUUCUACGUGAAACUCCGCAGCACUUGGACCGUGUCCUGCAGCUUCGGGCCCGAAACCGCCAACUGGAGGAGAUACCUGUGCAAGAAGGAGAAGGACGGCUGCCGGAACAUCGCCGACAGCCACCAGAACAUCGAUCAGGAUUUCACAGGGAGGGUYCUGCUGACCUUUGAGGGGUCUCCGGGCUCGUUCAGCGUCACAAUGACGCAGAUGGACUGGGGUGACACUGGCUUGUACUACUGUGGGGCCGGGGAGUACGGCAAGGACGGAAAAUCGAAGGAACUGGAUGUCUUUGUCCAUGAGGACAAAAACUUCCCUCAGCUAAAGACCGCGGUCAUCGGAAAAAAUGGAAGCUCAGCGACUUUCGAGUGCCUCUACGAACCUCUGCGGAGAUCCUCCAGCAGGAUCUGGUGCAAGUGGAGACCUCAGGGCUGUGAGAAAAUCAUCGACAACGCCGGCUACGUGUCGCCCAAGUACCUGGGGAGAGUGGCCAUGUUYGAGAACCAAGCCAACAAAACCCUCACCAUCGUGCUGAACCAGCUGCGCCCCAAGGACCAGGGAUACUACUGGUGCAUGUCCAACGAGCUGAAGGAGCAGCAAUCAUCCACGGAGCUCAAGGUGGUGGAAGGAGAGCCUUCACUGAAGGYAGAGAACACAGUGCAGGCRCAAGYGGGCUCCARGGUGGAAUUAACCUGCUCUUACCCYUGCAAAUACUACUCCUUCGACAAAUACUGGUGCAAGUGGAACGAGACUGGCUGCCCCAAGGUGCCAGCCCAGGAGCAGAGGCCAGCAGGGCCCGAGGCCACSUGCAGCACAUCCAACAGGACCAUGGUGCUGAGCUUUGACCCGGUGACGGAGCAAGACGAGGGCUGGUAYUGGUGCGGGGUGAAGCGUAAUGGGAUCUUCGGAGAGAGCGUGGCCGUGGAGCUGCAGGUGACCACAGGGAGCGAUGCCAAGCACAGCCCAGAGCUCCUGGACGUUGAUUCCAGCUCAGAAUCCGGAGCUGUUCCCCCAGGAGGAGCCUACAACGACGCUGAGGUGCGAAAAGGAGCUGCCCCAGAAAGCUCUGAUGAAAGCCGUGGCUCCAACACUCUGGCCUUGGUGCUGGGCCCUCUGGCUGGCCUGAUCCUGAUCGCUGUGACAGCUUUUGCCAUCUUCAAAUACCGGCAGCUGAAGAGAUCUGACCUGGUGUCCGUGGGGAGCUACAGGACCAACAUCAGCAUGUCAGACUUUGAGAGCGCCMGGGACUACAGCGCCAGCAACAACGGCUACAGCGUACGGGACAGCCUGGAGACCCCCGCAGGAGGGGACGAGUUCAUCACCACCUCGGGCAUUGCGGAAAGCGCCGCCGAUGCAAAGAAGGUGAAAAGGAGCUCCAGRGAGGGUGCUGACCUCGUCACCUCGGACAGUGUCACCCAGGACAGCCCCGUUGGGGACGUGUCCCCUGCCCAGGACCAGCUCUGAGGAUCACAACRUCAGCGAGCAGCUCUGUUCAUUGCUCACACAAUUUACUGUGGCUUGACCUUUUUUUUUUUUUUUGCUUAAAUUCCGCUUGGAGUGGUGAUUGAGGAGGAAUGGUUUGAGGCUGAAAAGGGCUGGGGUGGAAGUGCCAAUCUGAGUGAGGAGGUUGGGCUGGGGGACAGCAGGAACUCGAGGGGCUCAUCCCACCCACAGCCCCAGCACAGUGGGCUCUCACAGGUCACAAGGAGCAUUGUAAAAUUAAAAUUAAAAAAAAAAAAAUCCCAUUUUCUUUAAAAGGCACCUGAAAAAUCCUUUAGAAGCUCUUUUAGCUUUUGAUUCCUCUAAGCUUUCCCGACCUGAGGGCAGCACCUGCAGGCCAGACAGGGCUGGAGUGUUUGAUUGCAAGA